This is a messenger RNA of Helicoverpa armigera (cotton bollworm), 985 nucleotides long. RefSeq names its product 3-oxoacyl-[acyl-carrier-protein] reductase FabG. The transcript has a single exon. The coding region runs from base 78 to 851 and encodes 257 amino acids. The record is from RefSeq and is a predicted model, not a curated record. Gene Ontology annotation, molecular function: oxidoreductase activity. NCBI's taxonomy places the organism in Eukaryota, Metazoa, Arthropoda, Insecta, Lepidoptera, Noctuidae.
CGCAUAUAAACCGCAAAUUCACCACAUGUUUGUCGUCUUGUCGUCUGUUCGGCUAUAUUAAUUAAUUGGAAAUCAAAAUGGUUUUCCGCGAUAAGGUCGUUAUAGUGACUGGAGCCAGUUCGGGCAUUGGUGCUGCUACAGCUAUCAAAUUCGCUCAACAAGGAGCCAACGUUGUUCUUGUCGCUAGAAAUCAAGCCAGGCUAAAAGAAGUUGCUGCUAAAUGUUGUAGCCAUGGUGUCAAAUAUUGCAUUAUCAUCGCUAACGUCACGAAGAAAGAUGACAUUAAGAGAAUUGUAGCGACUACCGUCGAACGUUUUGGAAAAAUCGAUGUUUUGGUCAAUAGUGCCGGAGUAGGUGGAACGGCGGCUAUCUGGGAUUCAAAUGCAAUGGAAGUUUACGACAAAACAAUGGCGACUAAUCUUCGCUCCGUAGUGUACUUAACCAACCUCGCUGCUCCUCACUUAAUCAAUACUGAAGGUAACAUUGUAAACAUAUCCAGUGCUUCCGCGGUUGAUAUCAUCCUUCCUGAACAUUUCGCUUACUGUACUUCUAAGGCUGGAUUGGAUCAUUUCACCAGAUCCGCGGCUCUAGAUUUGGCGCCAAAGGGCGUGAGGGUCAACUCAGUCAACCCUGGACCAGUGAAAACCAAUUUUGUUCAAAGUUUGGAUAAGAAUAAAACCGAGCAACGUGUCUGUUGGAGUAAGUUUGAGACAAUGACCGCUCUUGGCAGAAUUUCGGAUCCUGAAGAAAUUGCUGACUUGGUGUUGUUCCUAGCUAGCGAUAAAGCUAAGGCUAUAACGGGAUCAUCUUACAUUACUGAUAAUGGGGCAUUGUUGAAGAAAGGAACAUAAAUACACCAAUAACAAGGUUUAUAAGGAAAAAGCAUGUGCUUGUCUGUAUAUUUGUGUCAUAACGAAAUUCGUCAUGUUUGCUAUUUUAAAAAUAUCAUGCUUUCUCUUACUUCUUGAUUAAAAGUAUGAUUUGU